Molecule: messenger RNA, 1257 nt
Organism: Rhagoletis zephyria (snowberry fruit fly)
Lineage: Eukaryota; Metazoa; Arthropoda; Insecta; Diptera; Tephritidae
Source: RefSeq, a predicted model, not a curated record
AUGUCAAACCCCGUCUCCACAAAGUCUAUGAAGGUGAUGACGAAGCGCUUCAAGCCGAAGCACCAGAAAGCGAAGCUGUUCCGCGCCUCUGAGCCGCUGCUCUCAGUCUUCAUGUGGGGCAUCAACUACACCAUCAAUGAGCUCACCCACGUCAACGCCCCGACACUGCUGAUGCCGGACGACUUCAAAGCCCACACGAAGGUGAAGGUGGACAACCACGGCUUCAACAAGGAGAACAUGCCCUCCCACUUCAAGGUGAAGGAGUACUGUCCGCUGGUGUUUCAGAAUCUGCGCGAGCGAUUCCACAUCGACGACAUGGACUUCAUGAACUCGCUGACCAAGCACCAGCCGCGAGUGAACGUGUCGUCCGGCCGCUCCGGCACCAAGUUCUACGAGUCGUACGAUCAGCUCUUUCUGCUCAAGAUUCUCACCAGUGACGAGGUGGAGACGAUGCACCACCUUCUGAAGGAGUACCACCCUUACAUUGUGGAGCGUCACGGAAAGACGCUGCUGCCGCAGUACCUCGGCAUGUACCGCAUCACCGUCGACGGCGCGGAGACCUACAUUUGCGUCAUGCGAAACAUCUGCUCCUCGUCGCUGAAUGUGCACUGUAAAUAUGAUCUCAAGGGCUCCACGGUGGACCGCGAGGCCACCGAAAAGGAGAAGGGACUGGACGUUCCCGUGUACAAAGACAACGACUUCACGCAGGCCGGAGUGCGCAUCUUCGCCGACGAGGACUGGAAGAAGAGGUUCCUCGAGAUGCUCAACGCCGACACCACCUUUCUCGCCCACAAGAACAUCAUGGACUACUCACUCUGCGUGGCCAUUCACGACUGCGAGAAGGCCGAACAGGAGGCCUUGCAGGAGCGUGAAAAGCGACUGCUCUCUCAGGGCUCCGCCGAGGACGAGGAGGCCGAGUCAUCUGGCGACGGAAACGAGCCACUCAACUCAUUACCAUCACCUCCCGACUCACCCGAAAGGCGACAGAAGCUGUCCGAAUCGGAGAACCACCUAUACUCAUCGGAGAAUGCAAUUGACCCCAGUCGAGACAUCUAUGCGGUCAUCUCAACAAAAGAAUGUCCGCGAAGAGAAAUAUACUUCAUUGGCAUCGUGGACAUUCUCACGCAGUUUGGACUUCGCAAGAGAACGGCUCUCGCGGCAAAGACCGUCAAGCACGGGCCAACGGCGGAAAUAUCGACGGUGCAUCCCGAACAAUACGCCAAACGAUUCGUCGAAUUUAUUACCAAAGCUUUCUAA